AUGGCCUACCAAAAUCCUGUUAUUCUCACUAACCGCCUUGACGAAGGCCCGGGGUACGGAUUGCAUGUCGUGGUUGUUGUAGUAACACUGCUGACGUUGAGGCUACUGCUUCCAACGUACUUCAGAUGGUAUUGCCCACCUGCCCAUAGAAAUCAUUAUCCUUCGCUGAAACGCUUUUGCGGCAAACCCUCAACCAGCCAGCAGUGUCCACCAGACUUACGACCAAAUGAAGGAAGCUCAUCCCAAAGUCAUGGCCUGUCUAGCUUGGAAUCACGCCUGGCUUCAGAUUCUCUGAUCACCAGCGCUGCUUCCGAGGGUUUGCCGGCAGGCAGGGUCCAUCAAGCGAUAUGUUGUCGCUCUCUUGAUGAAUCGUACAGGUUGACUGAUACAGGAGAGAGGAAAGGCGGGCAGGAGAUGGACCCAGCGUUUUCCAGCCAGGAUCUGCUAUGGGAGGAGGAAUAUUCACGCAAGGGUCAAAGCCAGAGAGACUUUGAAGAAGAUGAAGCACAUAGAUAUUGGACCUGGGAUCUAACGGCACAAACCUGGUGUCAUGUGGAACAGUCGACAGGCGCGGUUUCUUGGGUACCACAUCAGCUUGAUUAG
Colletotrichum lupini is the source of this 603-nucleotide messenger RNA. RefSeq lists its product as uncharacterized. Bases 1 to 603 code for a protein of 200 amino acids. The transcript is spliced from 5 exons. NCBI's taxonomy places the organism in Eukaryota, Fungi, Ascomycota, Sordariomycetes, Glomerellales, Glomerellaceae. The record is from RefSeq and is a predicted model, not a curated record.